Aphanomyces astaci is the source of this 591-nucleotide messenger RNA. RefSeq lists its product as hypothetical. NCBI's taxonomy places the organism in Eukaryota, Oomycota, Saprolegniomycetes, Saprolegniales, Verrucalvaceae. The record is from RefSeq and is a predicted model, not a curated record. The transcript has a single exon. Bases 1 to 591 code for a protein of 196 amino acids.
AUGCGCGUCACAUCAAUGCUUGAACGACUGCAAGACCAGUCAGCAUCGGAUAGACUGCAUCUCCAACAAAGUCUGGUUGAGUUCGGCGAAGCAGCCGACGAAGACAACGACGUCCAAGAUGCCAACAACCCAUUAAUGGACAAGGUCAUUGAAGAGGCUGGCGAUGAAGCGUUCCGUGUGCUGACAAACUUCACACCGAGCGAAUUCGACAUCAUCUGGGCCAACGUGGAGCGUGCAAUGAAUUCGAAGUGGUUUGAAGGUCGAGGAAGAAAGUCCAAGAUGACACCCAAGGAUGACCUCCAUAUUACCUUGACUGUUCUCAAGCACUACCAGUCCUCGGAGAAGCAUGCCGUCGAUUUCAACCUGAAAGCGCCAACGUUGGAGAAGAUCGUCGUCAAAGUUGUGGAAUUGUGCUCACCGAUCCUGUACAACACGUUCGUGACAAUGCCGACGAUGACGAGCCUGGGCCGGAAGUUUGUGCACUACCCGUACGCGUUGUACGCGACGGACGUCAAGUUCCAGCCUCCCCACCGGCCAUCCGGAAGGUUCGGGGAGCAGAUGCACUAUUUCAGCGGCAAACAUAAGCUGUAA